Molecule: messenger RNA, 4970 nt
Organism: Tyto alba (common barn owl)
Lineage: Eukaryota; Metazoa; Chordata; Aves; Strigiformes; Tytonidae
Gene: SLC37A1
Product: solute carrier family 37 member 1
Exons: 20
Coding region: 658-2244 (528 amino acids)
Biological process (GO): glucose-6-phosphate transport; phosphate ion transmembrane transport
Cellular component (GO): endoplasmic reticulum membrane
Molecular function (GO): glucose 6-phosphate:phosphate antiporter activity
Source: RefSeq, a predicted model, not a curated record
AUACAGAUAAAUUAAAACCUGCACAAGGUAACUGUUAGCAGCAAUUCAGUUUUGGAUGAAGUAAGCAGCGUAGGGUUAUCCGGACUGGUGAAGUGGUCACAAUAAAGAAAUACAUCUGCAGCUGGAAGUACACAUUUAUAAGUACCUUAGUUUUGAAAUACAUACACUCAAUAAAAAUGAAAAUGCACUGCAAGAUCAGGAAGCCAGAAAGCAAAUAAAAUAAAUAUUUAUAUUUUAAAGAAGCACCACCGAAUUUUCCCAUCAGUUUUCAGAUGACCUGCUGCGUGAUUUCUUAACGUUUGCGGUCUGGCAGCAGAAAUACCUUCGCCUAUUUAAGGCUGGCAACCGACCGCGCUGCAGCGAAGCGUCUCUGCACACGCACCCUGGGGAGCGCUGAGGCCGCGGGGCCGGCUCCGGGCCGCCUCUCUGGGGCAGCAGCAAUUAACAACGGCAGAGUGAAGAAUUUGCCACGUUGUGACUGAAGGUAUAAGAAAAAAAACCCUACAGGGAGAUCAAAUCGGCAGCAUAUCUUCCACGUUUGUUAACAGCCUACCAUUGCAUGGCUUUGGGAGAACCUUGGUUACGCAUUCUGAAGAACAGAUACCAUCACGAGUACGUAACUGUGUUGCCUAAAAUUUGAUACCAGCUGUAGAGUAGAUGGCUCAGCUUCCUCCUGGGAUUCGCUUCAUCACUUCAUUUUCACGAGAUCAGUGGUAUAGAGCCUUCAUUUUCUCUCUCACUUUCUUGUUGUAUGCCAGCUUCCAUUUGUCAAGGAAACCUAUUAGUAUAGUUAAGGGAGAGCUGCAUAAGCAUUGCGCUGCUUCACAUGAAGUUGAACUCAGCUCCUACAAAGAAUAUGCUGUCCAGAUUCAGCCUGUCAGAAAGCCAUCUAAUGUAUCUCAAUGUGGUUGGGAGCCAUUUGAUAAGAACAACUACAAGCAGUUACUGGGAGCACUGGAUUACUCAUUUCUGUGUGCAUAUGCGAUUGGAAUGUAUUUAAGUGGAAUAAUAGGAGAACGGCUACCUAUCCGGUACUAUUUGACAGUUGGGAUGCUUGCUAGCGGAUUCUUCACUGCAAUGUUUGGAUUGGGUUAUUUCUAUAAUAUACAUAAUCUGUGGUUUUACAUAAUGGCCCAGAUAGCUAAUGGGUUGGUGCAAACUACUGGCUGGCCGAGUGUCGUUACAUGUAUUGGCAACUGGUUUGGAAAAGGAAGGAGAGGCUUGAUCAUGGGAAUCUGGAAUUCUCACACUUCAGUUGGAAAUAUUUUAGGAUCCUUAAUUGCUGCUUAUUGGGUGUCUACAUGCUGGGGUCUCUCCUUCGUGAUGCCUGGUGUUAUCAUUGCUGUGAUGGGGAUUGUUUGUUUCCUCUUUCUUAUUGAACAUCCUAAAGAUAUAAGUUGCUCCUGCACACCAUCCAGUAGUUCUAAAACAUUUGUGAAUGGUGCAUCUCGCUUCAGAGUCCAGAUGCCAACCUUAAAUGCUAAGGAAACCAGCAAACCUCAGGAUCCAGAGAUGCAGCAUUUGCUUACUGACAGUGAAAAUUGCGGUGUGUCACUGAACUCCAGCACUGGGGGCACUGGGGAAGGCAGACAUGGGACAUCAGCUAUCAGCUUCCUUGGGGCCUUGCGGAUACCUGGAGUCAUAGAGUUCUCCCUUUGCCUUCUGUUUGCAAAACUGGUGAGCUAUACUUUCCUCUUCUGGCUUCCCCUCUAUAUCACAAAUGUAGAGCAUCUUGAUGCCAAAAGAGCUGGGGACCUUUCUACACUAUUUGAUGUGGGUGGAAUCAUUGGUGGAAUUUUGGCAGGCCUGAUUUCAGACAGGCUGGAGAAGAGGGCAUCAACCUGCGGAAUGAUGUUAUUGCUUGCAGCACCCACAUUGUACAUGUUCUCUGCAGUCAGUAAAAUGGGCCUUGAGGCUACUGUAGUGAUGCUGCUUAUCAGUGGUGCCCUGGUGAAUGGCCCUUAUGCGCUGAUCACCACUGCUGUCUCUGCUGACUUGGGUACCCAUAAAAGCCUGAAAGGGAAUGCAAGAGCCUUGUCCACGGUGACAGCGAUCAUCGACGGAACAGGAUCUGUAGGUGCAGCUUUGGGGCCUCUCUUAGCUGGUCUUAUUUCCCCAUCUGGUUGGAACAACGUGUUUUACAUGCUCAUGGUGGCAGAUGCAUGUGCCUUGCUAUUUUUACUCCGUCUUAUUCAGAAGGAACUUCGGUGUAAUGCAGAUCAUAGCCUGUUUAAAGAACACUAAGCAACAAGACCAGAUUUGGAAUAAGGGCUGCAUCAGUGAUCAAAGCUUUUCCCUGAAAAACAAACUUCAUGGAAUAUAUUACUCUUAAAUAUAGAGAUUCAGUUUGGUGAAGAACUUUGCACAUUUACUGGAAGCAACGUGAGAAGUGCAACUGGUAAAUCCCUGAAGCUCUUAUUUUUGCACAUGAAUAAGUACCUCAGGAUUGCAACUAUUCAUCAGAUGAAGAGAAAAGAACUGUGGGAAGGUUUUAGCAGCAUGCCUCAACUGAGCCAAAGAGAAAUACCAAGUGCCUUUUUAUUUCUUUUGAUAGGAUGUUUCUAAUUAAAAUGCCGAACUGUGUGCUUUCCAAAACCAAGUCAAAACCAGAGCAGAAGGAAGUCAAAACAACAUAGCAGUGAAAUAUCCCAGUGUCAGUGAGCAAAGUGUAUGUGUCCCUUAGGUCAUCUUGUGCACAUCAAGGGCGUCACUGCAUAGAGGACAAUACCAGCUGUUUAUUAAGAUGCACUGCUAUUAGUAUUUUGAAACUGCUCAGACAAUAACAACCUCACCAUAUUAUUAGGUUUUAACUACAGUACUACUUCUAAUCCCAGCGACAACAUCCAGCCUGUUGGUAGGUAAUGAAGUGGAAUUUACUGUUGCAGUGUACUGCAGUUAGCAGUUUUCACAGACUCUCUGGAUGGAUGUUAGUCCUCAAUUAGGAUAGUGCAAAAAGGAGUCCCUAAACAAUGAAAAGUAGAUUGCGUCAGACCGGGGGGGGGGGGGUGGGUUCUGGUGAUUUUCAGGGCAUUAUAAAACUGGUUGUGCAAACGCCGCAUAAUUGUGCUGCUCUGCUAGGCUGGGUUGAAGUGAGAGGUGGUCCCUUUGGGGUGGCAGAGAACUGUGAGCUGACACACUUUAGCGCAACGGGAUUGAACAGACGAGCUGCUCUAGCGCCUGCUGCCACAGCAAUCUCUGUUGGGUAUUCCCUGAUGUCAGUGCUGGUGUGUGCAAGUGGAAGUCAUGGUCAAAUCAGGGCCUUAAUAACCAGAGAGCUCUUUCAAGUGGCUAAUUUUAAGUGGAUCUGAAUUUCAGAUUUGGAACAAAAAUAUCAGAAAGCAAAAAUGUCGUAGGUGGUAUGUUGUUGGUACAUUUCAGUAACUAGUGUUACCCAGCAAGUAGAUGGUUUAAUGUCUUCAUAUAAUUUCUUUGUACAGCUAUCUCCUUUGCAAAACAGAUGUUUCCGUAAUUCUUUUUUUGAAAGAUGUACAAAGUAAAAAGGACUUUUUUUUGUAUGAGGUGUUUAUAUUUAGAUCACAAAGGACAGAUAAUUUAAACUGCGUAUUAUUUUUAACGGUAUUUAUUAAAGCUCUAGGCAUAUGUCUUGUUCUGAACUGUACUCUAAGUUUUGUGAAACAUUGCAGUAGUCUUUACACUUGAUUAACAAAAUCUAAAAUAGUCCUGCAGAACGUGGAGAAAUGUCUCAUCAGCUGCUGGUGUUGUGUUCCAUGUGCUGGCACAACACUGAAUUUCCAGGGCUGUUUUGCAGUUGUUCAGUCUUUGAUGAAUUAUUUCACUGGUUUGAGUCAACAUGUGCUUUAUGCUUGACUUGAGCAGUAUAAGAAUGUGUUCAUUUUUAACUUUUGCUAAACAGAGAUAUAGGGAAGACCUCAGUCCCACAAAGACUUAAGGAAGGUACCACAUCCUUGCAAAUGUGUAUGCUCUACGUAGGCCCUCACCCUGCAGUUACCAAGUUGAAGGGUUAACUUCACACGUUUUGAGUAAACCUGUUGAGACCGGUGGGGAUACCCAACAUGUGAAUUCAUAAAUCUGUGCUGCGUAUGGGCUUUAAAGGCUGUAGUUAAUUGUGGCAGAAUUCUGCAGCAAUGUUACUUGAAAAGACUUCCCUCCUGGUGGCGUGGCACGCUGCCCCUCGCUCAGCCAGGCUGCCCUGGGGGGCUGUUAGCCAGACCAGGGGACUCACCUAGCCCCUCGGGGGAAAAAUCACACUUCGACCCCAAAGCAGCUGUCCUGGCACAACUUCAGUGGCUGUGUGAGGAGGGAGGGAUGGAGGACUUCUUUAGUUGAAGAUGCCAGUCCUUUCCACUAAUAAAGGUAUGUUGAGCCAUAUACUAGUUUAUCGAAACGAUUUAUACUCUGCUGCACCCGGAUUUUGAGAGGCUGUUCCCUGUGGGCUGAAGUGUUAGGUUAAAAUGCUUUCAGUUGCAUUUAACAGUUACAGGUUUUGGGUUUUACAUGUUUUACUUGUUGGGGCUGCUGCUGUUAUUUAUUUAUUUAUUUGAAUAGCAUUUGCACUGCAGUGACUCGGGUGUAGGAUGACAACAACGUUGAAGGUGCUGGGCUGAAUCCUUCCUUCCAUUGACUGUAGGCAGGAAUUAGGACUCUGUGUGCUGAUGUCCCCUUCCUUGCUAAUGUGCAGCAUUUCAGUUCUUCCCAGCUACAAAUUUGUUGGACAGAAAGAUAAAAUACUUGGUUUUCUUUCUUAACAACCCUAAAGGUCCCCCAAGUUGUGAAUAAACUGUGUUUUUUUUCGUAUCCGGUGUCCAUAUCCAUUAAUCUGAAAAUGAGCAAGACUGACAAAUUUUUGUAUGUAGGAAUGUGAGUCACCAGUAGGUAGAGCCAAAUUUAAAUAUGACUGCAGGGUUUGUUUGUUUUUUAAUGCUGGUUAUUGUGAAUUUUAUCCAUUUACUGUCCUGUGUUGAAUAAAAAUAAAUUCUUCUUUAAGAUGA